Messenger RNA from Pelodiscus sinensis (Chinese soft-shelled turtle), 1101 nucleotides. The record is from RefSeq and is a predicted model, not a curated record. Lineage: Eukaryota; Metazoa; Chordata; Testudines; Trionychidae.
AUGCCAGCGGGGGUGCCAGGCGGGGGGAGCAGCAGGGGGCCUGGCUCCGAGCCCCACGUCUCACGGGCCGCACUGCGGGUGCAGGAGAAGCUGACCAAGAGCCUGGCCUACAUCCUGAGCCGGCAGGACACGGUGCAGACGCACAUCGCGGAGCUGGAGGAGACGGUGAAGCACACCGAGGUGCACGGGAGCCAGGCCAAGGAGGAGGUUUCGCAGCUGCUGCGGGGCCUGGGCGCCCUGCUGGAGGAGAAGCAGGCGGCCCUGCUGCAGGCCAUCCAGGAGUCCCAGCCGGAGAGCGGCCGGUCCAGCCUGCAGCGCCAGAUCCAGGAGCACCGGGCCAUGCUGGAGAACUCGGGCCUGGUGGGCUACGCCCAGGAGGUGCUCAAGGAGACCGACCAGCCCUGCUCCUUCCAGGCUGCCAAGCAGCUGCCCAGCCGGAUCCUCCGGGCCACAGACGCGCUGCAGAGCUUCCGGCCCGUCCAGCUGGACCUCAGCAGGGAGAUGAAGCUGCUCACGGACCUGAGCUUCAUCAAAGCCCCCGAGGCGCCGGUCAUCGACACGCAGCGCACCUACGCCUACGACCAGAUCUUCCUGUGCUGGCGCCUGCCCCAGUCCUCCCCGCCCGCCUGGCACUUCACCGUGGAGUACCGCAAGAGCGACGCCAAGGCCAAGGCGCUCCGGUUGUGGCAGGAGUACCUGGACACGGACAGCGUCUACGUGCUGAGGGUGAAGGGCUACAACAAGGCUGGCUUCGGGGAGUACAGCGAAGAGAUCUACCUGCACACGCCGCCCGCACCAGUCCUCAACUUCUUCCUCGACAACCGCUGGGGCUUCAACCGGGAGCGGCUGAUCCUCAGCAAGGACCAGCGGGCCGUGCGCUGCGUGCCUGGCCUGCCCAUGCUCUUCGCCGCCGAGCGCCUCAUGACCAGCUGCCACCUCUCCGUGGACCUGCUCAUCGGCGACGUGGCUGUCACGCAGGGCAGGAGCUACUGGGCCUGCUGCGUGGACCCCAGCUCCUACCUGGUCAAGGUGGGCGUGGGGCUGGAGAGCAAGCUGCAGGAGUGGUUCCAAGUGCCACAGGACGUGGUGAGCCCCAGGUGA